CGUUACUCGGGUGUAGCCCGGCCCGCGCCACCGGUCAUCAGGUCGGUUGCCUUGUGCAAUCGUCGACGGUGGUACAGUCCCAAGCCCUUGCAUGGACACAAGGCUUACCCGAACACUUUAAUUCGACAGACUAUAACUUUGGUGGUGGUGGUGAGGUCAUGCCUGCUCUCUGGUCUUCUUGGCCCGGCGCUUUCAGUGCCGACUCGAGAGGUUGUCCAACAACUCACGGCAAGCGAUUCGUAGAUUCCAAAACCCGCCACGUUCCUAGUACAUGACCCCUUUCUGUAGCCCUGCUAGCGGAGUAGGCGAUGGUACUACACAUGCAAUCCCACUGCAUUAGACAACUAAAGCCACCGCGGAAACCCGAACUUGGCCAUCUACAUCGCGUUCUCCAGAUGAAGAAAACCCCCCUACAACAGCCAGAGUACAUCAUAAAAGACCAUCACCAAGCACUUACCCAACUAACACAUCUCAUUUAUUUCCCCCUCAACCCACUGCAUGGCAUUAGUACGCGGGGGCACAGUACUGAUUCAAAUGAAGUAUGCAUCAUUGCGACCAAGCUUCAUACCUCAGUCAACUGGGGUACUGUACAAUUAACCAGGCCAGCGGACAUGAUCCAUGAUCGGUUGCGAACCUUCCAAAAUGAACUGCUCCAUCGAGAAUCCGCUAUUCUGAAACGCUCGCUAGCUUUUUCAGAUCUGAUACACCGACAAGGGGACCGAUCAUGGGAGGACUGUUCCCCCCUUUGGGUUAUGGAGAGAAGGUCCGGGGGUGAUGUGUUUGUGGAUUCAGGGUAUAUUUCGCGGACACGUGGGUGAUGUUGCUCCUGCUAUGACAGAUAGCAAGCAGAGGAUACGUUGACAUGUUGUCGCCCACCCAACGUGGUCUCAUCAGUGUAGCAUCCUCGCA
Aspergillus aculeatinus CBS 121060 is the source of this 909-nucleotide messenger RNA. RefSeq lists its product as uncharacterized. The transcript is spliced from 2 exons. The record is from RefSeq and is a predicted model, not a curated record. The coding region runs from base 309 to 818 and encodes 169 amino acids. Lineage: Eukaryota; Fungi; Ascomycota; Eurotiomycetes; Eurotiales; Aspergillaceae.